Messenger RNA from Rotaria socialis, 1224 nucleotides. The record is from the annotation of a GenBank genome assembly. NCBI's taxonomy places the organism in Eukaryota, Metazoa, Rotifera, Eurotatoria, Philodinida, Philodinidae.
AUGUACAAUAGGGCUAUGUUAUUUUGUCAACACAUUUUAUUAUGCUUAUUAUCGAUUCAAUUUUUAUCUGUCAGAGCAUCUCUUACAUUGACUAGAAUCAGUAUAACUUUAAUUACACCGAAUAGUACAUCAUUAACUACUAAAAUACCUUAUAAAUCAGUACAUGUCAAACAUAUAUUACCGAACAAUCAAGAUCGAAGUGUUCUUGUUGCAAUCGAUCCAUUGAUUCAAAUACAUCGAAAAUCAAUUGAAAGAUUGACUGUUCAUCUUUGUAAUGGAUCUACUCAUCCUUUAAUUUCGUAUGAUAAUACUGAAGAGAUCAAUUGUGAUCAAUCAAUGCUAAUCUAUGAAUGGACUCCAUAUUCGUCACCGUAUUCUUUUCGCAUACCUGAUGGACUCGGCUUUAAUCUAAGUAAAUAUAGAUCAAUUAUGCUUUCAGUUGUUUAUACAAAACAGAGCGUAAUACGUAAAGAACAAUCCGGUGUUAUAUUGCAUACAGCAACCAAGUGGGCAAGCUUUCAAACGGGUACCAUAUUAGCGGGCAAUGAAAAAAGUGGAAAACAAUUUUCUUGUCGUUCGAAAGAUGAUCUGCGUUUAUUGUACGGAGUAAAACGAUUAAAUGAAAAUGAAAAUAAUUUUUGGUGGCGCAUAUAUGUAGUUCGUGUUCGUUGGCUUCGACCAAAGUUAAUACAAAUGGUUUCUGACUCACAAACACUAUCGAAUACGAACCAAAGUGGUAUUGGAAUGAUCUCGUCCGAAAUUUUUCUUAGGGAAGAUGAUUAUUUAUUAAUUGAAUGCGAAAAUGUUUCACAUGCUAGUUGCUAUUUUCUUAUUUAUUAUUCUUAUAAAUUUGAAAACAACAAAAAAGAUAAUAUUUGUCAAGAUAAUGGUUUUUCACAUUUGUUCAAAGUUCUACCACCAAGAGAUUUUUCUAAUAUGGAUCCAACAAUACUAAAUAAAUCGCGUAUCGAUGGAUCAAUGAUAUUCUUAAUAAUAGUGAUACUACUAUUAUCCAUUUGGAUAUCAAUUAUUAUUGGCUGUAUUAUACUUCGUCGUAUUCGUGGAUUAGUCAAUUUUCGUACGGAAGCAGCAUCACCAUUUUCAUCGCAAAAAAAUUUCAUGCAAACUACCGGACGUACGGGUAACGAUAAUUAUCAGCAACGAACAGGCGAAGCUGAUCAAAUGAUGCAAAUAGAUGUUGAAAAUGCUGGAAUUGUUAGUUAG